AAAGUAAAAACUCCCUUCUCUAUUCAGCUUAUCUUGCAGCAGCAGCUCAUGCAUGCUGUUUCUUUAUUAACUGAGCGCCUAAAAGACAACACUAGGACGAUAUAAAGAUACAUUAAUAACUUGUUGAAGGUCAUCUGAGGUCAUAAAGAGGAAGAAGAGGAAGAGGAAACAUGUCUCGGGGUACUAAUGCAGGUUUCGAUCGACACAUCACCAUCUUUUCACCAGAGGGCCGCCUCUACCAAGUCGAGUAUGCCUUCAAAGCCAUCUCCCAGAGUGGGUUGACGUCCGUGGGGAUCCGGGGGAAAGACAGCGUUGUGGUGGUCGCACAAAAGAAAAUACCUGACAAGCUGCUGGACUCUUCCACUGUGACCAACAUGUUCAAACUAACCCCUCGCAUCGGCUGUGUGAUGACUGGGCACGGCGGGGACAGUCGCUCCCAGGUUCACCGGGCACGAGUGGAAGCAGGAGAAUGGAAAUACAAGUUUGGUUAUGACAUCAUGGCGGACGUGUUGUGUCGCAGGUUGGCCGAUAUCUCCCAGGUCUACACACAAAACGCCGAAAUGAGGCCACUUGGCUGCUGUAUGAUCAUGGUGGCUAUGGACCCCCAGAAGGGUCCCGUCCUGUUUAAAAAUGACCCUGCAGGCUACUACUGUGGCUUCAGAGCCACCGCCGUCGGGGCCAAACAAAUAGAGGCCAACAGCUACCUGGAGAAGAAGCUGAAGAAGAAGCCGGACCUGACCCACGACAGGACAGUACAGUUGGCGAUAACAUGCCUGUCCUCUGUCCUGUCCUUGGACUUCAAGGCCAGUGAGCUGGAGAUCGGCGUGGUCACCAAGGAAAAACCUAAGUUCAGGAUGCUGUUGGAGGAAGAGGUAGAAGCCCACCUGGUUGCCAUCUCAGAACGGGAGUAAAGGUGCCUUCACACAAACUUCAGAUUGCGACUCAUCAUAGUAUUUCAUUUUCAGUGCGCUUGAUUUAGCCCAAUUUAGCAACACUAUUAGAAGCAAUAUUUGACAGUCUGAAGACAAAAGUACACACCUGUGUGUUGAGGAAGAUUAACCAUGCACACCUGAAGACGAAACUCUGUUAAUUAAGAUUGAUAUAGGUUUCAUUUCUAGACAUUUCUAGUGGGCUUUAGCUGGUUUUGUUUGGAUGUAUACAGAAUAUUUGCCAUACAGCUUAUUAAAUACUGUAUGUUUAUAACACCAGCCUUGUUGUCAUCUCCACACUUUCAAAUUUGCAAUAAAAACAACCAAAAGACUCACUGUCAA
This is a messenger RNA of Sebastes umbrosus (honeycomb rockfish), 1271 nucleotides long. RefSeq names its product proteasome 20S subunit alpha 6, like (gene psma6l). The transcript is spliced from 7 exons. Gene Ontology annotation, biological process: ubiquitin-dependent protein catabolic process. Gene Ontology annotation, cellular component: cytosol; proteasome core complex; nucleus. Lineage: Eukaryota; Metazoa; Chordata; Actinopteri; Perciformes; Sebastidae. The coding region runs from base 171 to 911 and encodes 246 amino acids. The record is from RefSeq and is a predicted model, not a curated record.